GGGGCGCAGGAGGAGGAGGAGGAGGAAGAGGAGGCAGCGGCGGCAGCAUCCGCGAGAUGGGGAAGUAGCUGGGAGUCGCGCCGAGCCCAAGCCGAGCCCGCCAUGGCCUGCGCCAGCCCCAGCCCCAGCCGGGCUGUCACGGCCAAGGUCACGACCACGGCCCCCGAGAUGCACGACGUGCCCCUGGUGGCGCUCAACUUCAGCGUGAGGAGACGCCUGUCGCUCUACCUCAACCCUCCCACCCAGGUGUCAGCCUACUGGCCCUCGCUGGCCGAGGAGCUGGGCUUCGACUACCUGGAGAUCCAGAACCUGCAGACGCAGCCGGACCCCACGGGCCGCCUCCUGGACACCUGGCAGACGCGCGAGCUGGCCACCGUGGGCCGCCUCUUGGAGCUGCUGAGAAAACUGGAGCGCUUCGACGUGCUCGAGGAUCUGCGGCCCAGCAUCGACGAGGACUGCAAGAAGUACCUGAAGAAGCAGCAGGAGCAGGAAGCCGAGAAGCCUCUGCAGGUGCCUGCGGUGGAUAGCAGCUUCCCCCAAACCUCGGAGCUGUUGGGAAUCACCACCCUGGAUGACCCACUGGGACAAAUGCCUGAACGCUUUGAUGCCUUCAUCUGCUACUGUCCCAGCGACAUCCAGUUUGUUAAGGAGAUGAUAAAGCACCUGGAACAAACAGAUCACAGGCUGAAGCUGUGUGUGGCGGAUCGGGAUGUGCUGCCCGGUGCCUGUGUCUGGUCCAUUACCAGUGAGCUCAUUGAGAAGAGGUGUCGAAGGAUGGUCGUUGUUGUUUCUGAUGAGUACCUGCAGAGCAAUGAAUGUGACUUCCAGACCAAGUUUGCUCUUAGCCUAUGUCCUGGGGCUCGACAGAAGCGCCUGAUUCCUGUCAAGUACAAGGCUAUGAAGAAGGAAUUCCCCAGCAUCCUGCGCUUCAUCACUGUCUGUGACUACACCAACCCCUGCACCAAGAGCUGGUUUUGGCCACGCCUCGCCAGAGCCCUCUCCCUGCCCUGAGGGGACCUCUCUCGGGUUGCCCAGGGCCUCCUAGGACUGCCUGACUCUGUAGGGGUGGGGGCGAAGCCUGGUCUCCCUCUUUAGCCAAAACUACCCCCUACAGACACAGCUGAAGUCUGUAUCACGUGUGCAGCCCGUGUUGGAUUUCAUACAUGUAAUCCUCCAGAUCUGUCAUGACCGUAGGUAAGCCCUAGGGAGCUGCCUGAGGCUGAGAGUGAUUGAGGAAUAUGCUCAGUCACACAAGAAGUCAGUGUCAGACGAAGACUUUGAACCCCAGCCAUCCUGGAUUCAAGUCUUUCCCUCUAUCCACUACGCCAUGAUGCCUAGUAGACAAGUCAUCCUAAAGAGAAAAGAUGUUCCAUGGUUUGUCUGGAAAGAAGUCCUGUAGAUAGCCCCGUGCGAUGACUGUUUCCUUAUCUAAGUGCCUACACACCACCCCUUUAAUGAUCUCUUAGAGAACUGGACGGCGAAUUGAGACCAAGCUCCCCAGGGCAGAGUCUGGAGCAUCCACCUUCUUCCCCUUCUCUGAAAACCUCUAGACUUGCAUCAGCCUCCUUUCCCAUGAUUUCUCAACUUUUCUGCAAUCAGUCUCCAAGUUAUCUCGUCUUUGGGGACAGUUCUUCUGGGCAGCUGGAUGCUCCCUUCUUAAGUCUUCAUUCUCUUUGGCUUUCGAUGAACCAUUUCCCUUCUUCCUUCCCUAGUGUGGAGAUCCUUCUCUCUGCUAGAGAAGCCAGAGACACAUGGCCAAUAUCUUGUCCUAUGCAAGGGCUGUCCUUGUCCACGAUCUCUCUUUGGUACGCCACCUGCCCUCACCCCAGGGAAGCCUGAUGGAGGUUACCUACAGGAGGAGAUGAAGAAACUAAAAACUCUUGGUGCCAAACUCAAGAGACAGCCAUUAGCAGCUGCAUCCCAAUGAAUAACCCUUUACAGAGCCAUAACUAGGAAUUUUUGCACCAGAGGGACCCACCACACCCAGGGCAAGUAAUAAAAAAAGCCUCAUAGCUGGGGGAACAGACAUUGGGAUAUUUGUUGUUAGAAAGGUUGCUGAGGGGCUGGAGGGGUGGCAGGGUGGGGAAGGGAAAUAACUCUCUCUGGGUAGCUUCCAAUUUUAAGUAAUUCUUCCUGACUAGGUCCUAAGCUUGGCUGUUUAUAGCAUUGAAAGGACUUCAGGUAUUGAUUGGGUGCCCUUUAAGUUCAGCAUCCUGGGACAAAGCCUUGAUCACCGCCCCCCUUAGUUAUACUUUAUGGGUUCAGUGCAUUGCAUAUCAGUGCCUGAGGUGCUAUGGUCCCUCAGCAACCCCUUGUGUGAAUAUUUCCCUAUUUCCCUGCUGUAUUGUUGCUCCCAACCAUCCCGUUCCAGCAGUGAGAUACUUCCUUUUCCUCUACUCCCGGAGUAAGUGGGCUCUGAUUGUUACCUCCAACUCAGGGAAUAUAUCCCCUGCUGCUAGAACAAGCCUGGAUUCCAUAUUGGUGCAAACCAGGCUAUACUCUUUGACUACUCCAUUAAGAGGUGAGAGGCACAAUGGGGACUAGACAUUUUUCUUUACCAGAGCAAGUAGCAGAGAACAGGCCCAGAGUAGGAGGUCCAAAAUGUGUCCACAUAAAGCUUCUGGGGAAGCCAGAGAGAGGGGAGAAGAGUCAAUUAGGCCAAUGGGUGGAGCAAGAGCCUACCUGUGACAUGGUGGCUUUGGGUGGAGGGAAAGAAAGUUUCUUUUUAAAUUAAUAUUCUUACUAGCUAAGCUCAGUUGUUUCUAUGCUAUUGAAGAACUGAAAAAUGUUCAAAUUUCAUCACCAUGGUAGAAAGCAUUUGUUGCCCCACCUUAGUUGUGAUUCUGGUGGAAGGUUUGUUGGGGGUGAUUGGGGAGUACGUUGACAACAUGCUGAAAGCUGUCAGGAGGAGAAGUCGAGUUAUCUGCAGCACUUGCUCUGAGACACUCUGCGUAUUGAAGCUUUUGGCUUCUGCCUGGGGAGACCUGUCUCAAGGCUCACCAAGUCAGAAAUGGGUGUUCUGGCUCUGCCCUAGCCGGGCAGCUCAAAGGCUGGCUAUUCUGGGUUUUCCGAUGAAGACUGGAACAGAAGCAGACUGCAAAUUGAAAGGAGAUGAAUAACAGAAUGGAAAGAGCCCCAGCCUGGGAGUCAGGAGCCCAGUGUCCUAGCCUCUGCUUUAUAGGCAACAAACAUUUAUUAAAUACCAACCAUGUGCCAGACACUGUGCUGAGCCCUGGGAUGCGAACACAAGCAAACAGAAGGACCACUCCCUGCACUCCUCAGGGAGGAAGCCACGUCAUAAAAGGGAGCUGGGGGGAUGGGGGAGAAUAAUGGCUACCCACAUAGGGAAAUGGGGGCAAAGUCUAGAGAGUCAGCAAUAGAGCGAGUGGGAUGAAACAUAGCCAUCUUGGGCCCAUCACCAGAUGCAGAUCCUGGAAGGGAAUCCCCAGUGGGAGAAGGGAGCUUGGGUGGUGCAGAGACAUCGAAGAGUGAGAAGGAAAGGGCAAGGGAAAGGCAGAAACUGAGGGACUGUGGUGAAGUCCUCAGAGUCAGAAGCAGAGCUGUCCAGUCCCCAAAAUGGACACCCUGAAAGGUCACCAAGGGACAACAGGGACUGACACGGCAGAGGGAUGUUGCUUUGAACAAUUUACUUUCCCUCCCCGGGCUUCAGUUUCUCCAUUUGUAAAGUAGCAGUGACAUGGGUAGAGCUGUGUCUGUACAAAUUGGGGAACCUUCAACUUGGUUUAAGUUGUGGUCACAAAAGCAGAAGGAUAUUGGUGUAAGGACUGACAUACCUAAAGUGUAAACAGCCUGGACUCUCACCUUUUACAAAAAUUGUUUUCUGAAAGAUCUUCCUUUCCUUUGCUCUUCCCCCUGAAAUGGAAAACCCUGUUACAAGAAAAAUGGUUAAGUAAAACCAUCUCCUGCACUGAGCACAUCUGGCAGGGUAUACAGCACUCUGCCCUAGCAGGCCCCCACGUGUUCAGAGAAGGGAGGUAUGCAUUACUAAGUCUGGCCUUUUAUAAAAAUUUAACAAUAGAUUCAUUAAAUGCUGGACCAGAAGAGGACUCUAGUGGUCAUCUUGUCCAACCUCUCACUCUUAGAAGAGACUUAGAAUGUUGAAGUAACUAAUAAUUCCCCAUGUAUAUAAAUUGCGCUACUUCUCGAAGCACUUUCACAUCCAUUUUUCCAUUGGACAGGGUACUGCUUCACUUUGGCUUUUCAUGCAGUAGGCACUUAAUAAGUGCUCUUUGAUUGAUCUGUAAACAACAGCAGGUAGGCGGGGAAAGCACUGUUACAUUUAUUUUAAAGAUGAAGUUGAGUAGAAAGGGAUAAAGAAUGUAUUCUAUACUUAUAAAAUAAAAGCUAUGCUCUACA
Messenger RNA from Dromiciops gliroides (monito del monte), 4377 nucleotides. RefSeq names its product MYD88 innate immune signal transduction adaptor (gene MYD88). The record is from RefSeq and is a predicted model, not a curated record. Bases 103 to 1011 code for a protein of 302 amino acids. Lineage: Eukaryota; Metazoa; Chordata; Mammalia; Microbiotheria; Microbiotheriidae. The transcript is spliced from 5 exons. Gene Ontology annotation, biological process: innate immune response; positive regulation of canonical NF-kappaB signal transduction; Toll signaling pathway. Gene Ontology annotation, molecular function: Toll-like receptor binding; TIR domain binding. Gene Ontology annotation, cellular component: plasma membrane.